UUCCGGCGCGCUGAGGCGGGCGGGUGAUGGCGGCGCAGUUCCGCAGCUACGUGUGGGACCCGGCGCUGAUCGUGGCGCAGAUGGUGCUGCUACAAGCCGGAUACUACAGCUCCCUCGGGCUCUGGCUCGCCCUCCUCGGCACCUUGGGCAGCACCGGGCCCUCCCUUCACCAGGUCUUCAGCGACGAGAUUUUAGGCUUCUCAACCCUGCUGGGGAGGCUCUCCAUGAUGGCUUUCAUCCUCAAUGCACUCACCUGUGCUCUGGGGUUGCUGUACUUCAUCCGCCGGGGGAAGCAGUGCUUGGAUUUCACAGUCACUGUUCACUUCUUCCACCUCCUGGGCUGCUGGAUUUAUAAUUCCCACUUUCCCUCCACCCUGACCUGGUGGUUGGUGCACAUCGUCUGCACAGCCCUGAUGGCUGCCAUAGGGGAGUACCUCUGCAUGAGGAUAGAACUCAGAGAAAUCCCCCUCAAUUCUGCCCCCAAAUCCAACGUGUAGACUGGCUCUGGCAACAAACGUGCUGCAUCCUGUCAUCAUUCCCAGCACACAAAUGCAUCUGGAAUGCCUGGGAAUCAUCACUGAAGAAGCACAGCAGGUCUGUUGGGACUUUUCUGUUCUUGACCUUGGUGACUGCGUGAGCUGUGAGCAUCUCCUGAGCACCAGCUGACAGCAGGGGAGGAGCAGAUGUUUUGUUACC
Messenger RNA from Calypte anna (Anna's hummingbird), 696 nucleotides. RefSeq names its product SYS1 golgi trafficking protein (gene SYS1). NCBI's taxonomy places the organism in Eukaryota, Metazoa, Chordata, Aves, Apodiformes, Trochilidae. Gene Ontology annotation, biological process: Golgi to plasma membrane protein transport; Golgi to endosome transport; protein localization to Golgi apparatus. Bases 27 to 497 code for a protein of 156 amino acids. The transcript is spliced from 3 exons. Gene Ontology annotation, cellular component: Golgi membrane; trans-Golgi network. The record is from RefSeq and is a predicted model, not a curated record.